This is a messenger RNA of Saccostrea cuccullata (small rock oyster), 856 nucleotides long. RefSeq names its product complement C1q-like protein 4. The coding region runs from base 161 to 796 and encodes 211 amino acids. The record is from RefSeq and is a predicted model, not a curated record. NCBI's taxonomy places the organism in Eukaryota, Metazoa, Mollusca, Bivalvia, Ostreida, Ostreidae. Gene Ontology annotation, molecular function: protein binding. The transcript has 3 exons.
UAAAUUAAUUAAAAAGUCUUUGUUAAGUUGUUAAGUAAAUGAACAUAUAUAGUAAGGGUUAAACAAACUCACUUCCAGUCAUUUGUGAUUUUUAUCAAAGUGAACGAUAAGAGGUUACCUAUGUGUACAGAGUUCUACCUUGUAUAGAUUAUGUACAAAUAUGGUUCCCUUGAUGAUUUCGAUUUCCAUAUUGUGUUUCUCUGGAUCUUUCGCAAAUACAGAACAUGAGAAAUAUCUGGAGGCACGUCUUUCUCAAACAGAAGCAGAUUUAAGAGAACUACGAGAUGAUGUAAACCUUCUCAAACUUCAAAACACGGCUUUGCUAGAAGCCAUUGGAGCACAGAAUAAAGAAAAACGCCUUCUGCUGGGACCGACCUCAGUUCAUCAUCAGUACGUCACAUUCUACGCCAGACUAGGGAAGCCGUACACAACACUGAAUGAUCGAGAAACAAUCGUCUUUGAAAGCGUCGUCACAAACGCCGGACAAGGAUACGACGGAAACACGGGGAUAUUUGUCUGUCCUGUCAGCGGUUUCUAUCAGUUUGCUUCUACAAUCGUGUCAGACGGUGGAACUGAUAAAAAUUUGGACGCGGAAUUGAUGCACAAUGGGCAACAGAUAGCGCACCUGCACGCAACAUUGUAUGGAAAUGACGAAGGAACCCAGAUAGCCAACAUUCACUGUGCUCAGGGGGAACGAGUUUGGAUCCGCCACCUUCAAGGUGCUGCAGAUUCUAGAAGAAUGCCAGCUGGAUUUAGUUCCUUUUCAGGCGCCCUGCUUCACGCAGAUUCAUCUUGAAAUAACAGUGUAUGAGUAGUGUGCCAUAGUUGUGGAGAAGAAAUAAAAGAAUAUUUCAUU